Messenger RNA from Arachis ipaensis, 2065 nucleotides. NCBI's taxonomy places the organism in Eukaryota, Viridiplantae, Streptophyta, Magnoliopsida, Fabales, Fabaceae. The record is from RefSeq and is a predicted model, not a curated record.
UCAAAUACUUUGCCCAAAAACAAAGAUCAAAGUAGUCAAAAAUCGCAGUAUCCUUCGUGAGAAAGGACAGUGACAGGUUGGUAGUUCACUCAGCAUUAGUGUCUCUACUUGGAAAAGAAAAGCCGACUCGCACCCAUAACACUGUCCGAGUCCGACCCGACAGGAAAAAGAUUUCCAUAGCAAACUUUCUUCGAUUCCACCAUCAACCACCGCCUGCGUCCAUACACUCCUCUCCCCCGCGACUCCCCGCGCCUGAUUCGCCCUCUGUGUUUGUCUCUCUCUCUCUCUCUCACACACACACAAAACUUCGGUGCAGAAAGACAAAAGAAAGGGUUUUUCUGCGCGUUCAACUUGGUUCUGGAUCUGGGCACUUCAAUUUCCGGUGCAAACUGGCUAUGGACUACGAACCCUACGACAGUAGUGGAACUGAUGAUGAUCUUCCACCAGCACAUCAGAAUAGGAUUCCCAGAGGGGGACGUCUUGCUGGAAAUGGAAGAUCUGCUGUAGGUUCAAUUCCAUUCCCCAGGAUGUACCCGGAUGUUGAUAUGGAAGCUCAAAUUCAUCAACUUGAGCAGGAAGCAUACAGUUCAGUUCUACGAGCCUUUAAAGCUCAAGCUGAUGCCAUUACUUGGGAGAAGGAAAGUUUGAUAACAGAACUAAGAAAAGAACUGAGGUUAUCAAAUGAGGAACAUAGGGAACUUCUAGGCCGUGUUAAUGCAGAUGAUGUCAUACGAAGGAUAAGGGAGUGGAGACAGGGAGGAGGCCACCAACCUGGCCUGCUGAAUACUGGUCAAGCGAUUCAUGAUUCAAUUCCAAGCCCUACAGUCUCUGCCUCUCGUAACAAGAAGCAGAAGAUAACAGCAUCUGUUCCGUCACAAUCUUUUGGUGGACCUUCUCCUCCAUUUCACCCCCAACCAGUGGCGACACCUCACCAGCCCUCUUCAUCUGUGGGAAAACGUGGAUCUGUUCCUGGAGCUAAGGGCAAGAAGCAAAAACCUGGCCAGAUGGUACCUGGUGGAUCUUCAUUAAAGCUGCAGCCACCAACAGGACCAGGUGGAAGGAAUCCAUUGCCUAAUAGAGUUACUUCUGGUGCCGUCAUGGGUGAGCAUGCUGAGGGAGCAUCAUUUAAUUCAUUAAUUGGUAGGAGAGUGCGGACAAGAUGGCCAGAUGACAAUAACUUCUAUGAAGCUGUUAUUGCUGACUACAAUCCAACUGAUGGACGACAUAAUCUGGUUUAUGACAUGGGGAGUGCAAAUGAAACAUGGGAAUGGGUACAUCUCUCUGAGAUCUCUCCUGAAGAUAUACAAUGGGUAGGUGAGGAUCCUGGAAUAAAUCGUGGGGGUUUUGGCGGAUCCGGUCAAGGGAUACAUAGGUCUGUAGGACGUGAUAGUGUUCCAGGAGUAGCUGCAGGAAGAGGUAGAGGAGCCCCAAAGGGGCAAUCUAGGAAAGAUUUCCUGUCAACACAAAAUGGUAUUGGAAAAAAGGCCCCAGAGGAUAUACAAAUACUUCACACAGACACACUAGUUAAGGAGGUGGAGAGGGUAUUCAGUGCAAAUCAUCCGGAUGCACUUGAAAUUGAGAAAGCCAAGAAAGUGUUGAAGGAACAUGAACAAGCUCUAAUUGAUGCAAUUGCCAGACUGACAGAUCUUUCUGAUGGUGAAAGUGAUGUUCUUAACUUGUAUGCAGAUGAAGGUGGCCGCCAUUUCUCACAUGUUCAGUCGAUGGAUCGAGAAUGACAGAGGUGAGAGGCUGUUGCAGAACAACAGAUUAAGCACUGAGUUAACCAAAUUCAUGGAGUAGAGUGUCUUUCUCUUGUAGACUUGUACUAUGCCAUUAAAAAAAUGUCGCCGACAGAUGAUAGCUCUAGUUCUAGGCUUGUGUGUUUUGUGUAUUAGCCAUCAAGUAGGAUGGCAAUCAUGUAGUUUGGUAAUAAUUAUUGAUUAUUGGGGGGUUCCUAGGACCAGGCCUGCUUGUAUAAAACGUGUGAUAUUAUGAUUGUGUAUAAAUUCUUGUAUUUGUUGUGUCAAAUUAUCAGUCUAGUCUUAGAUUUUCCUUUCCCCUUGAA